Carassius carassius (crucian carp) is the source of this 1769-nucleotide messenger RNA. It is a transcript of the gene c23h19orf47, whose product is annotated as chromosome 23 C19orf47 homolog. NCBI's taxonomy places the organism in Eukaryota, Metazoa, Chordata, Actinopteri, Cypriniformes, Cyprinidae. The record is from RefSeq and is a predicted model, not a curated record. Gene Ontology annotation, cellular component: nucleus. Bases 74 to 1300 code for a protein of 408 amino acids. The transcript is spliced from 8 exons.
AGUUUUGGAGCCAGAGAUUGCUCGGGUCACUCGGAACAUUCGGGUCAGUCGAGUUGUUCCGAAGACGGAGAGGAUGUUACGUCACAAGGUUUCCGCAACGCGUUGGUUUUUCCCUGGGAAGAUGGCGACGGUCACAACAGCCACCUCAGAAUGGAUCCAGUUCUUCAGAGAUGCUGGGAUCCCUCCUGGACUGGCUGUCAACUACGCAGUGUCUUUUGUUGAUAACAGGAUUCAGAAAAGCAUGCUUAUGGACCUCAGUAAGGAAAUAAUGAUGGACUUGGGAAUUACAGUCAUCGGGGACAUCAUAGCCAUUCUCAAACAUGCAAAGCAUGUGUAUAGACAGGAUAUGUGUAAAACGACAACCGAGGCCAUUUCGUCUGGACAGACUAGUGUACAGGCUGAACUGAGACGUACUGCUAACACUCCUGCCACCCGCAUGAUUGCCAAUGCUCUGAGCCGGGACUCCCCACCAAGCACGCCUGCUCGGCGCCCUGACAACCGAAUUUCAGUAACCGUCUCCAACGCCAGUGCCAAAACAGUGCCCAGCAAGCCAGCAGAAGAAAAUGGGUUGAAAGUGAAGCGCCGGCGAGUCACAAGAGAAAUGGAGGGGAAAUAUAUCAUAAACAUGCCAAAAGGCACAACAGCUCGCACUCGACACCUCCUAGCACAGCAGGCAAAGAAAGCUAAGGUUUUAAAGCGUACUUCAGUGUUUGAUAGACUUGGAGCAGAGUCUAAGGCAGACACCACCUCAGCCAAUAAGCACCCAACAGGUGUGUUUAGCCGGCUGGGUGAAGCAGAGGAAGAUGAAAAGGGUGGAGGAAAGACCGAUGGUGUUGCAGAGGCUUUAGAGGACAAUGACAGCGACGGUGAGGGCUCAGUGCUACAAUAUGCCGGCGUUCUUAAACGACCCCCACCCACUUCUAAAAAAGAGACUGUAACUGCCAAAUCUAAACCCCUCACUCUGCGUAGACUAGGUGCAAAGUACAAACUCCCCUUAUCUGAAGGUACACCACCUAUCUCCUCCUCUACCUCCUCCUCCAGCCAGGAGGGGACCCCCAAACUGGGUGUACUCCAGAGACUGGGCAAGGCCCCAUCAGUCAACCCUACCUCUUCGACCCCUCUAGUCAGUCAGCCUGCAGACACCCAGGACAGUCGUGUUACGAGUAGCAGAAGCAAAGCCCAGGGCAGCUUUGCUCUGGCCAGCCAUAAGGUCAGUAGUAGCACAGGCGACACUCACGGGGCUCAGAUGGACGCUGGGGCAGUCAGUGUAUUCAAGAGACUGGGAGCCCGGAAAACCUAAUACCCAAAAAAACUUAAAGACAUCACUUUUUAUCCAGUUUGCCCCUUUUAUAAAUUAAAACCCACCUGAAUUUCCAUUUGAGUGAGUGGAGAAACUCUAGGACCACACUUGAUGGAUUGGGAAGUUGAUAUGCUGUUACCUCAUGGAGUGUUCUGAAUUGAUGAUACAAGGGGAAAAAAAGGGACAGAUGCAAUAUCUGUUAAAUGUCAGUGUGGACAUAACUGGUCUCGUUUUGUUUGGUUAUAGGAAUCAUGCUCUAUCCCCCAUCCUACUUUUAUAUCUGCUCUCCUGUGCCCCUGUGAGUAAAACAUUUUUUCCAGAUUAAAGUGGGGUUUGUAAUAAAGAUUUUAUAAUGCAUGGCGCCCAGCAACAAAUGCAUGAAAUGUCAAGGUUGUUUUUUUUCCCACUACGGUAGCCAAGAGACUUGAGUAAAAGCAUGUGCUGUGUUUACCACAAACACCUAAGCUUA